Molecule: messenger RNA, 3150 nt
Organism: Carlito syrichta (Philippine tarsier)
Lineage: Eukaryota; Metazoa; Chordata; Mammalia; Primates; Tarsiidae
Gene: EXOC3
Product: exocyst complex component 3
Exons: 11
Coding region: 825-2900 (691 amino acids)
Biological process (GO): exocyst localization; exocytosis
Cellular component (GO): exocyst
Molecular function (GO): SNARE binding
Source: RefSeq, a predicted model, not a curated record
CACCGCACUCCAACCUGGGUGAUAGAGUGAGACUCCCACUCAAAAAAAAAAUUCCGGGAGAAGGUAAAUCUUUUUUAUAACCACGAAAGUGGAAGUUGAGUAGCUAAAGUCAGAGGGAAGGAACACUUACUGGAAGGCCUCACUUGCUGGAUGCUCGCCAAAUAGCCCUUUUAGCUCCAUGACCUGGAUAAUGGUAGGGCUAGGAUUGCCUAAUGUCUGAGCAUCUGUCCUCUGGGCACAGUACCCGAGCAAAGGGGGAUAUGUACUUUGUUUUCUAGGACUGUUAAAAAAAUAGGAAUUUCAGAUACCCAAGAAGUAGUGAUUUUUGCUGAGAACCGUAGGCCUUGUGCUGGCACUUGAGCUGUGCUUGCCCGCUGGGGAGACGAGGUGUGUGCUGUACUUGUGGGUCCUGUCCUCACUGCAGAAACUGGUACAGUUGCCCAGAGGUGUGGCUAGGGGAAUGAGAAAUUGGCCUGUCUGGAAAGAGACAAGGCUUCGAGACUAGAUCUGACAUAGCGGGUGGUCUGGGACCCCCGUAUGGAUAUCCUCCAUAUGUCCACAUCUCUGAGCCUGUGAAAUGCCCCCUGCUUUCCCACUGAAAGGUAAAACUUCCAUGUGCUUGAGCUCUGAAGUUCUGUUUAUCUUACUGAGGAGUUCGUAAUCCUAGUUCAGCUUUCUUUCAGGUUUACUGGAUGAAAAGUCUACUCAAACACUCCUUAUAGCUCCAUUAUGAUCCACUGACUGUUUGUAGUUAACGUUUCUGCCUUCCCAACCCAGCUUACCUCUAGCAUGAACAGUGUGGGAGUCCCUCCUGCUUUUUGACCAUGAAGGAAACAGACCGGGAGGCUGUUGCGACAGCAGUCCAGAGGGUUGCUGGAAUGCUCCAGCGCCCCGACCAGCUGGACAAAGUGGAACAAUAUCGCAGGAGGGAGGCUCGGAAGAAGGCCUCCGUGGAGGCCAGGUUGAAGGCUGCGAUCCAGUCCCAGCUGGACGGGGUGCGCACAGGCCUCAGCCAGCUCCACAAUGCACUGAAUGACGUCAAAGACAUCCAGCAGGCACUGGCUGCCGUCAGCAAGGACUGGAGACAGAGCAUCAACACUAUCGAGAGCCUCAGGACCGUGAAGGAUGCUGUGGUGCAGCACAGCCAGCUCGCCGCAGCCGUGGAAAACCUCAAGAACAUUUUCUCGGUGCCUGAGAUUGUGAGGGAGACUCAGGACCUAAUUGAGCAAGGGGCUCUCCUGCAAGCCCACCGGAAGCUGAUGGACCUGGAGUGCUCCCGUGACGGGCUGAUGUACGAGCAGUACCGCAUGGACAGUGGGAACACCCGUGACAUGACCCUCAUCCACGGCUACUUCGGCAGCACACAGGGGCUCUCCGAUGAGCUGGCCAAGCAGCUGUGGAUGGUGCUGCAGAGGUCACUGGUCACUGUCCGCCGUGACCCUACCCUGCUGGUGUCAGUUGUCAGGAUCAUUGAAAGGGAAGAAAAAAUUGACAGGCGUAUACUUGACCGAAAAAAGCAAACUGGCUUUGUUCCUCCCGGGAGGCCCAAAAAGUGGAAAGAGAAAAUGUUUGCCAUCUUGGAGAAAACUGUGAUCACUAGAAUCGAGUGUACACAGGCAGACACCAGGGAGUCAGACAAGAUGUGGCUUGUCCGCCACCUGGAGAUUAUAAGGAAGUACGUCCUGGAUGACCUCAUUGUUGCCAAGAACCUGAUGGUUCAGUGUUUUCCUCCCCAUUAUGAGAUCUUUAAAAACCUCCUAAACAUGUACCACCAAGCACUGAGCACACGGAUGCAGGAGCUCGCGUCAGAAGACCUGGAGGCCAAUGAGAUUGUGAGCCUCUUGACGUGGGUCUUAAACACCUAUACGAGCGCAGAGAUGAUGGGAAAUGUGGAGCUGGCCCCAGAAGUGGACGUCAAUGCCCUGGAACCUUUGCUUUCUCCAAACGUGGUCUCUGAGCUGCUCGACACAUACAUGUCUACACUUACUUCAAACAUCAUUGCCUGGCUGCGGAAAGCACUGGAAACAGACAGGAAAGACUGGGUCAAAGAGACCGAGCCUGAAGCUGACCAAGACGGGUACUACCAGACCACACUCCCUGCCAUCGUAUUUCAGAUGUUUGAACAGAAUCUUCAAGUUGCUGCACAGAUAAGUGAAGAUUUGAAAACCAAGGUACUAGUCUUGUGUCUUCAGCAGAUGAAUUCUUUCCUGAGUAGAUACAAAGACGAUGCCCAGCUGUACAAGGAGGAGCACCUGCGGAACCGCCAGCACCCCCACUGCUACGUGCAGUACAUGGUCGCCAUCAUCAACAACUGCCAGACCUUCAAAGAGUCCAUCGUCAGUUUAAAAAGAAAGUAUUUCAAAAGUGAAGUGGAAGACUGUGCAUCUCUGAGCCAGCCGAACAUGGACGGGAUUUUAGAUGCCAUCGCGAAGGAAGGAUGCAGUGGUUUGCUGGAGGAGGUCUUCCUGGACCUGGAGCAACAACUAAAUGAGUUGAUGACAAAGAAGUGGCUAUUAGGAUCAAAUGCCGUAGACAUCAUCUGUGUCACUGUGGAAGACUACUUCAAUGACUUUGCCAAAAUUAAGAAGCCAUAUAAAAAGGGGUUUGGGGAAGACGUGGACGGACACUGUGACACCAUCAUCGCCGUUGCGGAAGUGAUCAAGCUGACAGACCCUUCUCUCCUCUACCUGGAAGUCUCCACUCUGGUCAGCAAAUAUCCCGACAUCAGAGAUGAUCACAUCAGUGCGCUGCUGGCCGUGCGCGGGGAUGCCAGCCGGGAUAUGAGGCAGACCAUCAUCGAGACCCUGGAGCAGGGCCCAACGCAGGCCAACCCGAGCUACGUGCCCAUCUUCAAAGACAUUGUGGUGCCCAGCCUCAAUGUGGCCAAGCUGCUCAAGUAGCCGCACCCAUCCUGCCAUGGCUGCUCUGCAACGCUGAACAGUCACUCCAGGACCACACGCGCAUCUCUUCUGGCGGGUCAGGGGAGGUGUGCAGGGUGGGCUUCCUGCAGGCCACAGGUCCAGAGGCUUCUCCUUGUGUUGCAAAGGCCCCUGUGAGCAGGACUCUGCACCUCCUCAUGGCAUGUUGCUUAGCUGGGUCCCAUGCCCCCUUCCCUGAUUAAAGAGUCUCGGCUUCCCCCAAGGAAUGAAA